AUGAAAAUAGCUAUUUCUCCCCUCGAGCAACAUCCUAUUCUAGCCGACGAUGCUGCCAAAGAAAUCCCAUUGAAAGGCAAGGCUGUCAUUCGACAACAGCACAUGAAUCCGGGCUUCAAUAUCUGCUCAUUGACCGAGAAGCUCCCUCAUACCAAUGGCAUCCGUCAAUCAAUCUGUCGACCUUUCGCCUAUGCUGUUCCUGGCCGGAGUAUCUUUUCAGUCGGUAGGACAGCUGUUUGA
Molecule: messenger RNA, 240 nt
Organism: Penicillium verrucosum
Lineage: Eukaryota; Fungi; Ascomycota; Eurotiomycetes; Eurotiales; Aspergillaceae
Exons: 1
Coding region: 1-240 (79 amino acids)
Source: RefSeq, a predicted model, not a curated record